This is a messenger RNA of Arabidopsis thaliana (thale cress), 1274 nucleotides long. RefSeq names its product Rho guanine nucleotide exchange factor. The transcript has a single exon. The coding region runs from base 57 to 1073 and encodes 338 amino acids. NCBI's taxonomy places the organism in Eukaryota, Viridiplantae, Streptophyta, Magnoliopsida, Brassicales, Brassicaceae. The record is from RefSeq and is marked reviewed.
UCUAAUCACAUAGAUAACAUCACCCAUCACCACCACAUAUCGAUAAAAAAUCAGUCAUGGCUUCUCCUUUGUAUCCGUCUGUCUUAAACAAUCCUUUAUCUUCAAUUGUGGUGACACGAGACGAGUUCAAUGCUUUUCACACAAUCGACAGAACCUUGUUCAGUCGUCUUGUCUUCAAUCUAAACCGAGACGUUGACCAGUCGUUUCUAGCCAUGUGUUUUCUCUUGUUCCUCGAGCAAUCCAGUUAUGCCCGCGACAUAAUCGCGUACCUUGUCUCGUUACCAAACGCUUUUGUCGACGCGGUGGCUAACGAAAUCGGUGUGUGUAUAAAUUUGUUAUACAACGUAGAGUUUGCAUCAACGUUCUUCGCUGCUGACAACGAUGAUAACUCCAUGAUACCAUUGCUCUUACGUAUUACUGGAGGAAAGUUUACUCUCAGAUUGAUCAACCAACAACGCAAAAACUUUUGCGCUGGAGUGACAAAGAGUUGGACCGAUGUUUGCACUCGAGCAUUCUCAGAUUUAUGCGAGACAGCUCAUAGGAUCAACAGGGAGAAACAAUUGGCUUUAGAGAGAGAGAAAUUCAUAGAGGAUAUGAAGAAACUCAGGUUGAGUCUCCAACAAGAAAAAUCUAAUAGGUUAAGUGUACAACAAGUAAAAAUUGCUUCUCCUCCUCCUCCUCGUCCUCAUCCUCCAGUUGAAGACGAAACAGAAAAGGCCCUUAGAGAGAAAGAGACAAUGGAGGUAAAAGAGAAGGAAGGUGUGCUGGCGGCAGAUGAUCGGACGGUUUUCCUGACGUUUUCAAAAGGGUAUCCGAUCUCGGAAGCGGAAGUAAGGGUUUACUUCACUAGGAGAUUCGGGGAAGUGAUAGAAGCGGUAGAGAUGCAAGAAGUUGAAGCAAACGAGCAGCCAUUGUUUGCGAAGAUGGUGAUGAAACUGCAGUGUGCGUCGAUGAUGGAUGAGAUUGUGAGUGCGAGGUUUAGAAACAAGUUCACCAUCGAUGGCAAACAUGUUUGGGCUCGUAAGUACGUUCGCAAGAAUCCUUAUCCAGCUUCAUCCUCUACUCAUUUUUGAGUGUUUCUGAACUUCUUAUUUACAUGUUGUGCUUGUUGAUGUUGUCGUUGUUGUUGUUUAUCUAAUAAAAUUGUGUCGUCAAUCUUAUUAUUGUGCUACACAUUAAUAUAUGUUUAAAUUGGCGAGUACAAUUACUUUUUUACUAGUUGGUGUUAUUUUUAUAUAUUUUGAAUCAUACAAUGUUUGAGAAAUAUAACGCCG